Messenger RNA from Uncinocarpus reesii 1704, 945 nucleotides. Its product is annotated as fibrillarin. Gene Ontology annotation, cellular component: nucleolus; box C/D methylation guide snoRNP complex; small-subunit processome. Gene Ontology annotation, biological process: box C/D sno(s)RNA 3'-end processing; rRNA methylation. Gene Ontology annotation, molecular function: RNA binding; rRNA methyltransferase activity; histone H2AQ104 methyltransferase activity. Bases 1 to 945 code for a protein of 314 amino acids. The transcript has 4 exons. NCBI's taxonomy places the organism in Eukaryota, Fungi, Ascomycota, Eurotiomycetes, Onygenales, Onygenaceae. The record is from RefSeq and is a predicted model, not a curated record.
AUGGCAUUUGGAGGUGGCCGUGGUGGACGCGGAGGACCACCCCGCGGAGGACGUGGAGGCCCUCGUGGAGGCGGUCGAGGUGGUGCUAGAGGCGGAUUAGGUGCUAGAGGCGGCCGUGGAGGCAGUCGUGGAGGCCCUCGCGGAGGUGGCAGAGGCGGCGCCGGUAGGGGAGGACGCGGCGGAGGUCGUGGUGGAAAGCCUGGUGCCAAGGGCGGCGCGAGGGUUAUCAUUGAACCCCAUCGCCACGCGGGUGUCUUCGUCGCGCGAGGCGGCAAAGAAGAUCUUCUAGUCACCAAGAACUUGACUCCGGGAGAAGCUGUCUAUGGCGAAAAGCGUAUCUCUGUCGAAUCCCCUGCGACCGUCGACGGCGAAAACACCACUACCAAGGUUGAGUACCGCGUUUGGAAUCCUUUCCGCAGCAAGUUGGCCGCCGGUAUUCUCGGUGGUUUAGAUGAGAUCUUCAUCAAACCCGGUGCUAAAGUGCUCUAUCUUGGCGCUGCCAGUGGUACAUCCGUCAGUCAUGUCGCCGAUAUCGUCGGACCCACUGGAACUGUUUACGCUGUCGAAUUCUCCCACCGUUCCGGACGUGAUCUGAUCGGCAUGGCCACCCACCGCACAAAUGUUAUCCCCAUUGUCGAGGACGCACGACAUCCACUCCGCUACAGAAUGCUCGUUGGAAUGGUAGACGCUAUUUUCGCUGAUGUUGCUCAACCCGAUCAGGCCCGUAUCGUUGGGUUGAAUGCUCACCUGUUUUUGAAAGCCGGCGGUGGAAUCAUCGUCAGUAUCAAGGCCAACUGUAUUGACAGCACGGCAAAGGCCGAAGUCGUCUUUGCCAGAGAAGUUCAGAAACUGAGAGAAGAAAGAAUAAAACCGAAAGAACAGUUGACUCUUGAACCUUUUGAGCGUGAUCACUGUAUAGUUGUUGGCGUCUACCGGCCAUCUUGA